AAACAGGUGUGUUUGUGCUUCACUUUCCUGUCCAGGUGUUUGUUUAACAGCGAUCACAAAACCGAAAGUGUUUUAAAGACUUCUGGAUUCUAUUUCUACAACAUCGUCUCAACUACUGCGAACAGAGACACAGGGUCAUGUUCAGGAAAUGAGGAACAUCUGAUGAUCUUCAGAGACACAAAGAUCUCAGAGAAGAGAAGAAAAAGAUGAGUCUCUCAAAGAAACAGAGUGUAAGAUCAGGCUCUCAUGUGUCCAGCUCUGUGUCUGUGAAGAGCAACUGGUCAAAAGAUAACCCACCGAGAUUCAGUGAGGAAACACCAUCAGCUACUGAAAGGCUUCAAUAUGAACCAUUAGCCUCAGACAUCCAGAUUAACAGGAAUCACAGAAAUUUCCCAGACAACCUCCUAGGAAUCUUUCAGGAUCUUGAGAAGAAAAUAAUCACAUUUCUAAAAAAUGAGCUUGAAAUGUUCAAGAAAAUUUUACAGAAAGAGAACAAGCAACACUUUGUGGAGAAUUUUAAUGAGAACAGAAGCAGUAACAGAGAAGCAGCUCUUGAUCUCACGCUUUCCUUCUUGAGAGAGAUGAAGCAAGAUAGAGCUGCUGAUACUCUAGAAGAUGAGUUGAUCUUCAUUCAUCAGCUAAAGUGUAGUCUAAAGAAGAAGUAUAAGUGUGUGUUUGAAGGAAUCACAAAGCAAGGAGACUCUACACUUCUGAAGAACAUCUACACAGAUCUCUAUAUCACUCAGGGUUGUAGUGAACAGGUCAAUACUGAACAUGAGGUCAGACAGAUUGAAGUUGCUUCCAGUCGUCAUGAAACACAAGAGAAACAGGUUGAGUGCAAAAAUUUGUUUGAAGCAUCUGAACAAGACGAGCAGAUCAGAACUGUACUGACAAAAGGAGUCGCUGGCAUCGGAAAAUCAGUCUCUGUGCAGAAGUUUGUUCUGGAUUGGGCCGAAGGAAAAGAAAAUAAGGAUAUCAGCUUCGUGUUUCCUCUUCCAUUCAGAGAGAUGAACUUAAAGGAGAAAGAAAAACUAAGUUUGAUGGACCUUUUAACUCAGUUUUUCCCAGAAACAAAAGGACUGAAGCUUACGAGAAGAAAUCAGUUCAAAGUCCUGUUCAUUCUUGAUGGAUUGGAUGAAUGUCGACUUCCUCUAAACUUUAAGGAUAAUAAGAUAUUGUGUGAUGUUUCAUCAGCAGCCUCUCUGGAUGUUCUCCUAACAAACCUCAUCAAGGGAAAUCUGCUUCCUUCUGCUCUCAUCUGGAUCACCACCAGACCAGCAGCUGCCAGUAAGAUUCCUCCUGAAUGUAUCGAGCGGCUGACAGAGAUACGAGGAUUCAAUGAUGCACAGAAGGAGGAGUACUUCAGAAAAAGAUUCACGGAUCAGAAUCAGGCCAAAGAAAUCAUUGAACAUGUUAAACAAUCAAAGAGUCUCUUUAUCAUGUGCCACAUCCCAGUCUUCUGUUGGAUUUCAGCCACAGUUCUCCAGAACAUUUUAGAGGAGAAACGAAAAAAUGUGAUGAAAAAUAAUGAGUCUGAAGAUGCCUCCAAAACACUACAGGAGUCAAAUACUGAAGACACUCCUAAGACUCUGACACAAAUGUACACACACUUUCUUAGAUUUCAGAUCCAGCAGAGCAGAAGAAAGUAUGAUGGAGAACACACACCAGAUGUUUCUUGGGAUAAAGAUGCUAUCUUUUCACUGGGGAAACUGGCAUUUGAUCAGCUGGAAAGAAACAAUGUGGUCUUCUAUGACACAGAUCUGGAAGCCUGUGGUAUUGACGUCUAUAAGGCAUCAGUGUACUCAGGCAUGUGUACCCAGAUCUUUAAGGAGGAAACAGGGAUCGUUCUUGGUACCAUGUACUGCUUCGUUCACUUGAGCAUUCAAGAGUUUAUUGCAGCUCUUUAUGCUCAUCUGUUUCUGGACAUCAACAAAAAAAGUGUGUUUGAUCAAGACUCUACACAACAAGAAAACAAAAGUGAAAUUGAUUUCCUCAAGACUGCAGUGGACAAGGCUCUAGAGAGUGAUAAUGGACACCGAGAUCUUUUUCUUCGAUUCCUCCUUGGUUUGUCACUCCAGUCCAAUCAGAGACUCUUACAGGGUCUGUUGACACAGAAAAAUAAAAAUGACCUUGAGCAAAAAGAAAUAGUUGAGUACAUCAAGCAGAAAUUUGAAGCUAAUCUGUCUCCAGAGAGAUCCAUCAAUCUGUUCUACUGUCUGAAUGAAUUGAACGACCAAACUCUGGUGAAAGAGAUUCAGACCCACCUUAACAAAGGAAGUCUCUCAUCUGCUGACCUUUCACCUGCCCAGUGGUCUGCUUUGGUAUUUGUGUUGUUGACAUCAGAGGAGGAGCUGGAGGAGUUUGAUCUUCAGAAAUUCAAGAAAUCAGACGAGUGUCUCAUUAGGUUAUCAGCAGUCAUCAAAACCUCCAAAAGAGCUCUGCUAAAUGAUUGUGGUUUAACAGACAAAAGCUGUUCAGCUCUGGCUUCAGUUCUUGAAUCAGAUUCCAGUCUGAAAGAGCUGAACAUGAACAAUAAUAAUCUACAGGAUUCAGGAGUGAAGCUGCUCUGCACUGGACUGAAGAAUGCUAAUUGUAAAUUAGAGAUACUGAGACUCUCAGACUGCAGUAUCAGUGAAGAAGGUUAUAAAGCUCUGUCUUCAGCUCUGAGAUCAAACCCUUCACACCUGAUAGAGCUGGAUCUCAUAGGAAAUGAUCCUGGAUCAUCAGGAGUGAAGGAGCUCAGUGAUUUACUUCAGGAUCCUAACUGUCAACUAAACACACUGAGGUUUUUGGGUCCUGCUGCAGAUGAAGGCUGUCAGUAUGUGACUGGAAGUGGUAAAAACCCGUUACUCCUGAAAGAGCUGAAUCUGAGUGAACAUGAACUAGAAGACACACGAGUGAAUCAGAUCUCUGCUCUACUGCAGGAUAAACACUGUCAGAUCAACACACUGAAGCUAAAUGAUUGUGGUUUAACAGACAAAAGCUGUUCAGCUCUGGCUUCAGUUCUUGAAUCAGAUUCCAGUCUGAAAGAGCUGAACAUGAACAAUAAUAAUCUGCAGGAUUCAGGAGUGAAGCUGCUCUGCACUGGACUGAAGGAUAUUAAUUGUACAUUAAAGAUACUGAAGUUGUGUGAUUGUGGUUUAUCAGAGGAAAGCUGUUCAGCUCUUGCUACAGUCCUGAGAUCAAAUUCCAGUCUGAAAGAGCUUGACAUGAGCAACAAUAAUCUGCAGAGUUCAGGAGUCAAGAAACUCAAGAACGCUUUAGAAAAUACAGAAUGCACAUUGGAGAACCUCAGACUCUCAGACUGCAGUAUCAGUGAAGAAGGUUAUAAAGCUCUGUCUUCAGCUCUGAGAUCAAACCCUUCACACCUGAUAGAGCUGGAUCUCACAGGAAAUGAUCCUGGAUCAUCAGGAGUGAAGGAGCUCAGUGAUUUACUUCAGGAUCCUAACUGUCAACUAAACACACUGAGGUUUUUGGGUCCUGCUGCAGAUGAAGGCUGUCAGUAUGUGACUGGAAUCGUGGGUAAAAACCCGUUACUCCUGAAAGAGCUGAAUCUGAGUGGACAUAAACUAGGAGACACACGAGUGAAUCAGAUCUCUGCUCUACUGCAGGAUAAACACUGUCAGAUCAACACACUGAAAUUAAGAGGCUGUUAUAUGACAGAUGAAGGUUGUUCUGCUGUGACUUCAGCUCUAAAAUCAAACCCAUCACACCUGAGAGAACUGGACCUGAGUGAGAAUAAACUCGGAGACUCUGGAGUGAAACACCUCAGUGAUCUACUGAUGAACACACAAUUCAAGCUGGAGAAACUAGAUCUCUGUAGAUGCAGUAUUACAGAGAAACAGAGUCUCAUCCUGACUUCAGCUCUGAUAACAAAUCCAUCACACCUGAGAGAACUGAACCUGAGCUUGAAUCAAAUAAAAAACACAGGAGUGAAUCACUUAUGUGACAUACUGAAGGAUUCACACUGUAAACUGGAGAGAUUGAGGUUAAGAGGCUGUGAAAUGACAGAUGAAUGUUGUUCUGCUCUGACUUCAGCUCUGAAAUCAAACCCAUCACACCUGAGAGAACUGAACCUGAACGGGAAUCAAAUAGAAAACAUAGGAGUGAAUCACUUAUUUGACAUACUGAAGGAUUCACACUGUAAACUUGAGAGAUUGAUGUUAAGCAGCUGUGGUUUGACAGCUGAAGGUUGUUCUGCUGUGACUUCAGCUCUGAAAUCAAACCCAUCACACCUGAGAGAACUGAACCUGAGUGAGAAUAAACUCGGAGACUCUGGAGUGAAACACCUCAGUGAUCUACUGAUGAACACACAAUUCAAGCUGGAGAAACUAGAGUUAAGCAGCUGUGGUUUGACAGAUGAAGGUUGUUCUGCUGUGACUUCAGCUCUACAAUCAAACCCAUCACACCUGAGAGAACUGAACCUGAGUGAGAAUAAACUCGGAGACUAUGGAGUGAAACACCUCAGUGAUCUACUGAUGAACACACAAUUCAAGCUGAAGAAACUAGAUCUAUGUGGAUGCAGUAUUACAGAGAAACAGAGUCUCAUCCUGACUUCAGCUCUGAAAUCAAACCCAUCACACCUGAGAGAACUGAACCUGAGCUGGAAUAAACUCAGAGACUCUGGAGUGAAACACCUCAGUGAUCUACUGAUGAACACACAAUUCAAGCUGGAGAAACUAAAUCUGUGUGGAUGCAGAAUAACAGAGAAACAUCUCAUCCUGACUUCAGCUCUGAAAUCAAACCCAUCACACCUGAGAGAACUGAACCUGAGCUGGAAUCAAAAAAACACAGGAGUGAAUCACUUGUGUGGCGUACUGAUGGAUUCACACUGUAAACUGGAGAGACUGAGUCUUUAUGACUGUGGCAUUACAGAUGUUUCUUCUUUAACUCAGUGUUUGACAAAAACAGAAACACUGCAGUUUCUAAAAGAGCUUGAUCUGAGAUGUAAUAAGAUCAGAGACUCAAAGCAGCAGCUCAUUGAUGUGCUACGAGACUCAAACUGUAAACUGAGUGUAGAUCAAAAUCCAUAACCAGAAACCUGUGAUAGAGUUCAAUCACAAGAAAUAUAUGAAGGAGUUCAAUCACUAAAAAAUGCUGUUUUGAAGUCGACUUGAGAGGAGCACUAAACAUCAAAUGAAGAUCCACAGAAGAGCGGCGCUACACUGUUAGACUUUUUAUUGUAUUUGUACUGUAACUUCCUGGCAGCCCUAUGGCUACUAAGUUACUGUGUCUUUACAGCCGUUUACCUGUAUAUGUGUUUUACAAUAUGAUGCCGUUACCAGAGUUUCAUUUUACAGUAUGAUACUCUUACUGCAACUUACUUUUACAGCACAACACUAAAGUUUUGUGUCCAUGUAUCAA
Puntigrus tetrazona (Sumatra barb) is the source of this 5364-nucleotide messenger RNA. RefSeq names its product NACHT, LRR and PYD domains-containing protein 12-like. The record is from RefSeq and is a predicted model, not a curated record. Lineage: Eukaryota; Metazoa; Chordata; Actinopteri; Cypriniformes; Cyprinidae. Gene Ontology annotation, molecular function: protein binding.